Rubroshorea leprosula is the source of this 834-nucleotide messenger RNA. NCBI's taxonomy places the organism in Eukaryota, Viridiplantae, Streptophyta, Magnoliopsida, Malvales, Dipterocarpaceae. The record is from the annotation of a GenBank genome assembly.
CCCUGCCAGCCAUCACCUUCAAUCAUGCAUGCCUACACCCCUCUGCACUCUCCCCUCUGAACCCCUGGCCUCUGUUCACCGAAUCAGCUUCCUCUCCUCUCUGCCCCAGCCUGCACUCUACUGCGCUCGGCCUUGCUUCCUGCACCAGCUUUGCUCUGCACCAGCUCCUGCGCUCUGCACCAGAUCGCCUGCACUCUGCUUGCCUUGCUGCGCUCCACUGCCGGCAAUGAUGCCCCUGCACGCCCGAGCCAUCAUCAGCACUCCACGCCCCUGCCUCCCUGCACACCGCGCCUCACCCCCAAUCCCGCGCCUCUGCACCGCUGAUUGCUGCAGCCGCCAUCCUUGCCUCACAUGCAGAAAAGACAAGGAGUACCGGACAAAUUGGCAUCAUUGAUUAACAGAGCAAGGCCCUUGUCUUUUGUUGCAUUUUAUUUUUAUUUUUGUCAUUUGGGGUAUAUAUAUAGGGCAAAAGCAGAGUAAUAGGGGGAUGGUUGGUUGAUUUUGGGUCUCUUUGUUGGGGAGUUUCGUCUGAGUUUUUGAGAGCAAUAGAAGGGGAUUUACUGGAGAAGAAAGGGGGCAACAACGGUGGUUGAGAGGAAGGAUCACCGAGCUUCCAGAGGAGCUUCAUUUUCUGGUUUCAUUUUCUGGGUUUCAUUGCCUUAGGUAAUUUCUGAACAGAGGAAUUUUUGGGAAGAGCCGUGAGGGAGAAGAAGGGAGCUUGAUCACGUGGGUGGGAUCCCUCCCUUCGAAUCUCAAUCUGUUUUUUUCAGAAAUUUCACCUUGUUUGAUUCUGAUUGUCAUGGAGUUUUGCUUUAUUAAACUUGUACUAGAUGA